AUGAAGUUCUCAACUGCAAUUGUCCUGCCGCUGCUGUCGCUCGGCUCCGGUCUUGCUGCCGCUGCCUCGUGGAGCUUCGAGGAUGCCACCCUCAGUAUUGCUAGCAAAGGAGCCGGCGCAGGCGGUGCUCUCAAGGAGAAACUCUCGCCUGAUGCACGCCUCAGCAAGCAGAUCAAGCUCGGCCCUGCCGACACGCUCAAGCUGCUCUUGACAACCACCGAGGACAAGACAGCAAAGAGACCUCACCAAGCUUUCCUCACCCUUCACGAGCCCAAGACUGGUCUUGAGGAGUCGUUGGUCUUUACCGUAAAGGAGAGCGGCAAGGCAAGAGUCGAGCUGUCGCAAAAGGACCUCCCCUUCCAAUUCCUGACCGCAACCGACCCUAUCCAGGCCAAGCUCCUGAUUGCCUCUUUCGGCUCCUCCGAUGCAUACUACACUCACGCCUUUGACCUGAUCGUUGCCCGCGACGCCAAUGUGCCCUUGAGCACACCCGAGGCUCCUCUCCGUUACGGCAAAUUGUCCGAGAUCCACCACAUCUUCCGCAGCGACCCCAAGUCCUCUCCCACUAUCCUCUCCACCGUCUUCACCCUCGCCGUUCUCGCUUGUCUGCCCGCUCUUGUUGGUGCAUGGUUGUUCCUCGGCGCAAACUUCAGCCACGUCUCCAAGGCAAUGAACGCUGCUCCCAUCUCGCACACUCUGUUCUUUGGAAGCAUCGUUGCCAUGGAAUUUAUCUUCUUCCUCUACUACUCUUCCUGGACUCUCUUCCAGAUCCUGCCUCCUGCUGGUCUGGUUGGCACCGUCGCCUUCUUGAGCGGCAGCAAGGCCCUGGGUGAAGUCCAACAACGCAGACUUGCUGGUCUGAGAUAA
Aureobasidium namibiae CBS 147.97 is the source of this 867-nucleotide messenger RNA. RefSeq lists its product as uncharacterized. The transcript has 3 exons. Bases 1 to 867 code for a protein of 288 amino acids. Gene Ontology annotation, biological process: protein N-linked glycosylation. NCBI's taxonomy places the organism in Eukaryota, Fungi, Ascomycota, Dothideomycetes, Dothideales, Saccotheciaceae. The record is from RefSeq and is a predicted model, not a curated record. Gene Ontology annotation, cellular component: membrane; oligosaccharyltransferase complex.